AGACUCGCAAUGAGUCAAUAACAAUAAUAAAUAAUCUUCAGAAUCCGAAGAUAUCCAAAUAUUAUAAUUAAAAAAAGAGGUGCAAGUGCGAGAUCUGUCACUGCUUAGUGCUACUAGGACGAACGGAAACUCAUUGGAGAUUGUACAUAUAGUGAAUAGUGAAAGACAAAAAGGAGACUAAACAUGGCCUACAACGACAACAUCAACAACGAAAACGUUUGAUGUCAACUUUACCAAGUCCGCACACACGACGAUUAUCCAGAAUCGGAGAUGGACGAGCGGGAGAGCCUAUAUUUUGAUACUAUAUCGCUGGCCGAUUCGGAGGCAGCUGCGGUGGCGGCAGCGCAUCGUAAAUCGCUCUCACAAUCAAGGAACACUAUCUAUCAUUCGGCUGUCGAUUUGGCCGGCGAUGGUGAAACGAGGAAUAGCAUGCGUUUGGGCAAUAGCAUGGGUUGGCAAUAUCAGCAACCUGGUUAUAGGCAAUCAACAGCACUGGAGCAUUUAAAUGGCAAUGGGCAUGGCAAUGGCAAUGGAGCGGGAGGAGUUAUGGAUCAGGCAGAUGCUGCGAUAGCGGCCCAAAUGCAAAUGCUUGGUAUACAAAAUGGACGCACACAUUUACCCACUGGACUGGGUCUGGGUAUUGCUGGAGGGGGUGCAGGAGGAGCAGCAGUUGGCGGUGCAGGCGGCGGACGACCUGGCCUAGGAGGACCUGGCGACGAUGAGGUCUCUAGAUGUCUCUUAAGACAAAGUAGCACAGUUUCGCAUAAAGAUAAGAAAUUGCCAAUUACAUACUCCCAGUGGAAAUUGAGGACAUAUCGGCGUUUCAAUGAUGGCAAACGCAGCGUGGACUUUGUGCUCGCCUACAAUGGAGAAGAUCUGAUUGAGGAACAUCGACGAAAACGUGAGAUUUUCGAGGCAAAUCUUCAACGCGAAGGUCUGGAAUUGGAGCACUAUGUGGGACAACGUGUACACUUCAUAAAGCUGCAUGCCCCACUUCAAGUUCUAUAUCGUUAUGCGGAAAUUUUGAAAAUCAAAUUGCCAUUGCGCCCCAUACCGGGCCAGGAGCAAAUUGUCGAAGAGUCUGAGCAUGAAUUCAAAUCUUGUCUGACUCGCAUGUGUCGCAGCCUGUUCAGUUCGGUGCAAUUGAAUACGGCUCUAUUUCCGGAGCGCGAAGCACGCAUCCACUUGGAAUUCUCACAGAAAUAUUUGGAACUCUACGAUACGGAACAUCCAAAUUUCUUCGAUGCCAGCACUAGAUAUUCGAUUAUCAAUUUUAUACUCCAGCGGCAACAUUUCGUUGAGGGCGAAGAAACGGCUGACAAUUUGGGCGUUGAGAAGCUAAUACAGGAUGGCAUCUACACCUGUGCCUAUACACUGCACGAUAAAGAAGAACGUGACCGGCUACUUAAAGAGUGGGCCAACAUUGGCAAAUGGAAGAAUCUGCAGCCAUUAGACCAUGUUAAGGACUAUUUUGGAGCCAAGGUGGCUCUAUAUUUUGCAUGGCUUGGCUUUUACACACAGAUGCUAAUACCAGUUAGCAUUAUUGGUAUUAUUUGCUUUAUCUAUGGGUUCAUAACGUGGAACAGUGAUCCGAUAAGUCGCGAUAUAUGCAACGACAAUGGCACCACAAUCAUGUGUCCGCAAUGCGAUCGAAGCUGUGACUACUGGAAGCUAAGCGAGACAUGCACAUCAUCGAAAUUUAAUUACCUAAUUGACAAUAGUAUGACUGUGGUCUUUGCCUUCGUUAUGGCCAUUUGGGCGGUGGUUUAUUUGGAGUUCUGGAAACGCUAUUCAGCCGGCCUGGUGCAUCGUUGGGGUCUCACCGGUUUCAAUCACAAUGUUGAGCAUCCGCGUCCACAAUACUUGGCCAAAAUAUCACGUUCAAAGAAAAUCGCUCAAAAGGCAUCAGCUCAAGGCGGCCUUCCUAAUGCUCUUGAUCCCGAUGUGCCGUUUUGGAGUAUUAAAUUUUUGCCAAAUUUUACUAGCUACAGCAUUAUGGUUUUGUUUAUAUCCAUUUCAAUCAUUGCAAUAGCAGCCAUCAUUAUCUAUCGCAUGGCACAACGUGCAUCAAGUAGUAUUCUGGGUAGUGAAAAUUCAAUGACCUACAAAGUUAUGGUCCUACCCAUGACAGCUGGCAUUAUAGAUUUGGUUGUGAUCUCUAUACUUGAUUUGGUCUACUCGAAAUUGGCCGUAAAGCUGACCAAUUAUGAGUACUGUCGCACCCAAACCGAAUACGAUGAGAGUCUCACAAUUAAGUACUAUGUGUUCCAGUUUGUCAACUACUAUUCGUCCCUAUUCUAUAUAGCAUUUCUUAAGGGUAAAUUUGUUGGCUACCCAGCCAAAUAUAAUACGGUGCUUGGAUUCCGUCAGGAAGAAUGCAAUCCCGGUGGCUGCCUCAUGGAACUGUGCAUGCAAUUGGUAAUCAUAAUGGUUGGCAAACAGAUUGUUAAUGCCGUUAUUGAGAUGCUUGUACCAUAUCUAAUGCGUACGAUCAAGAGAUAUAUUCAACAUUACAACUGGUAUAGACGUCAGCAUGAAGAUGAGCCAAGAUUGGUGCCCUGUAAUCAAUUCACAGAGGAUUACAAUCUCCUGCCUAUGGAGAAUGACUCCCUCUAUGCAGAAUAUUUGGAAAUGGUGGUCCAAUAUGGUUUUAUUAUACUGUUCAGUUUGGCUUUUCCACUGGCUCCGUUGCUGGCCUUGAUAAACAAUGCGAUAGAAGUGCGUCUGGAUGCCAUUAAGAUGCUUCGUUUCUUCCGUCGACCAGUGGGAAUGCGCGCCCGUGAUAUUGGCGUGUGGCACAAUAUUAUGACUGUGGUCACUCGCAUCGCCGUGGCCUCCAGUGCCAUGAUUAUAGCAUUUAGUACGAAUUUGAUACCGAAACUUGUCUAUAAACACUCAACGGGAGAUCAUGAGCUGAAUAAUUAUCUAAACUUCACUUUGGCCUACUUUAAUACCCAGAAUUUCCAAAGUCCGCCGAUUUCGACGAGCAGUCAAUACGCGAAUAUCACUGAAUGUCGUUACACUGAAUUCCGUAAUCCUCAUUGGGAUGAGCAUCCCUAUAAGCGUCCCAUGAUCUACUGGAAAAUACUCACAAUUCGCUUGACCUUCAUUGUUGUCUAUCAGAACAUCAUCAGCAUGUUGCAGGGCAUUCUACGCUGGGCCGUACCAGAUGUCUCUGGCCGCCUGCUUAAACGUAUUCAACGUGAGAAUUUCUUGCUACGCGAGCACAUUAUUGAAUAUGAGAAACAUCAGGCUCAGGCCCAGCUUCAGGUCCAGAUACCGACCACUAAGGAGUCAGAGACCGCGCUACAUCAACGCCCACAAAGACGUAACGAUGGUGCGGGAGACGAUGCCACCUCAUAUGUGUGAAACAAACUAACAAACAAGAAGAAAGGAAACCCACCCACAUCUAAAAAGAACCCAACCGAAUCAAACUCGCAUUCAAUCUUCCUGCUUCAUUCGCCUCAAUUGCUUGGCCAGCAAUAGCUAGAUUUAUAAGAUCAAGUGCAUUUUAGUUUAAGUCCAACAACGGCGAGUUAUCGAUUGAACACAAUCUGGGCGAAGGGGGGCUUUCGAUUAAGGGUGGACAACAACAACAACUCGAAAAAAAAACAACCAAAUGAAAUCUACAACACUUGUUCAUAUUUUUAGAUGUAUUUACGAUUAGAAUGAGUCGAGGUCCAGACAAUGCGAUCUCUAAUAGUAACUCUCUAUAUACAUAUAUAGAAUAUGAGAACCAUAAUUCAUACCAAAAUCAAUGUUAAAUACUUUGGAAACGCAAUUUGACUUUGUAUUUUAUGUUGUCUUACCCGAUUUGGUUUAUAUGUAUGUGUAAAGGCAGUAUGUAUCUGUUUUGCUUUAGCUGAUUUGGUACAUAUACAUAGAUAUUUAUAUAACAGAUAGUAAUUGUUAAUGUUGUUGCGCUCCAUCGUACUUAAGAUGAGAUAUUGUAAAUGCUUUGUUGUGUUCUUUUUGUUUUUCGUCUUUAAAAGUGAUUGCUCAAGGAAAAGUUACAACAUACAAAAGAAAACCACGACGAUAAAAGCGAUAAAAAAUGUUAUAGUCGAUCUUACAGUAUAUUUUUGUAUAAUUGUGUGAUGAGAUGUUAAGUUUAGAUUCCGUUUGCUAAUACACUACAAAUUAUUUAUUUUAAAAUAAACCAGAAUUAAGUGACUAA
Messenger RNA from Drosophila willistoni, 4177 nucleotides. RefSeq names its product anoctamin-1. The coding region runs from base 271 to 3369 and encodes 1032 amino acids. Gene Ontology annotation, cellular component: plasma membrane. Gene Ontology annotation, biological process: chloride transmembrane transport. The record is from RefSeq and is a predicted model, not a curated record. The transcript is spliced from 9 exons. Gene Ontology annotation, molecular function: protein dimerization activity; chloride channel activity. Lineage: Eukaryota; Metazoa; Arthropoda; Insecta; Diptera; Drosophilidae.